This is a messenger RNA of Eurytemora carolleeae, 751 nucleotides long. RefSeq names its product protein disulfide-isomerase A3. Gene Ontology annotation, biological process: protein folding; response to endoplasmic reticulum stress. The record is from RefSeq and is a predicted model, not a curated record. NCBI's taxonomy places the organism in Eukaryota, Metazoa, Arthropoda, Copepoda, Calanoida, Temoridae. Bases 92 to 751 code for a protein of 219 amino acids. Gene Ontology annotation, cellular component: endoplasmic reticulum. The transcript is spliced from 11 exons. Gene Ontology annotation, molecular function: protein disulfide isomerase activity.
UGGAGUAAAAUUGUUCCGUGAUGGUGAAUUUGUGCGGAACUAUGCUGGCCCGGGAACUGCUGAUGCUUUUAUUUCUUUUAUCAGACAGGAAAUGAAUCCUGGUCCUAAACUACUAAACACAAAAGAAGAUGUAAAUCUAUUUACUGACAAUGAUGAUAUUCAGGUGGUUGCUUUCUUUGGGGCAUUUUCUGCCAAUCUGAAGGAAGCAUACAGACUGGCAGUGGACCGUUUAGGGCAAUCUGUUUUGUUUGGAGCUGUCGAGGACCCAGAUGUUGUAAAAGAGUUUGGAAAGUACGAAGAUAGAAUUGUAAUGUUUAGACCAACUUUUCUUAAAUCUUCAUUUGAGGACCAGAUCAUGAUUUACAAUGGGCCAAGUGAACGUCCAAAUAUAACCCGAUGGAUAAUGGAUGAGUACCAUGGGCUGAUUGGUUUAAGGUUUGUUCACAAUCAACAUCAGUUUCCUGCCCCAGUAGUUCACAUUUACAUCAAUUAUGAUCUAGAAAUCAACCACAAGAACUUUCAUUAUUUGAGAAACAGGUUCAUGGAACAGGCGAAUCAUUUCAAAGGAAAAACCAGGUUUUCAAUAUCCCAGAUAAACGAUUAUAAGGAUGAACUGAAAGCGCUGGGAGUAAAUCCUGAAACUGAAUUUACAAAUUCAGAGAGGGUCAUAAUCAUUGCUUUUGAUAAGUUUGGACAGAAGUUUGUUCUAGACUUGCCAGAGUUCACCUUCAACAGAUUCAAGGGCUGUUAA